CUUCCUUCAUUCUCUAGCCAAGACAAGAGGGACAUGAAUGAUUUGCUUGAAUACUGACUGAAUCUCAUCCAGCAAAAUCCACACACAUACAUCUUCACAAAAAAAAAAAAAAGAACAUAGAAUUCACUUUCGUCUUGUCUUCUCAUUACAACCUCAAUCAAUCAAGGUAUUGCUUAAUUCUGCUCUUUUUUUGCUUCUGUCUUUCCAUUGAAACCUACAGGAGAUAGCAGCUAUGCGUGUGUUGCAUUGCAUGAUUGUUUUAUACGAGUAAUCAUCAAUAUUGUGUAUCUGGUUGAUUGUUGAAAAGUCUACGCAAUCUGGGAUUUGAUGCAAUGGAUACAAUGGCAUCAAAUGUUUUGCAAUUAGUGAAUGGUACUUUGGAGAGGGUGACAUCUGCUUUGGAUUUUCCAUCUGCAAGAGCUGUUGUUUUUGGUGUUCAAAUUGGAGGGCAUCUCUUUGUGGAGGUUCUUCUUUUAGUGGUCAUUCUUUUUCUACUUUCCCAGAAAAGUUAUAAACAUCCUAAGCGACCGUUAACAAAGAAGGAAAUAGAUGAGCUAUGUAAUGAAUGGAUUCCAGAAUCCCUUAUUCCUCCAAUUACAGAGGAGAUGCGAUAUGAGCCACCAGCAUUGGAAAGUGCUGCAGGGCCACAUGCCAUAAUCAAUGGAAAAGAUGUUGUAAACUUUGCUUCAGCGAAUUAUCUUGGUCUAACGGCGCAUGAGAAGCUCCUGGAGUCAAGUACCUCGGCCUUGGAAAAAUAUGGUGUUGGUUCCUGUGGUCCUCGUGGGUUCUAUGGAACAAUUGAUGUUCACCUCGAUUGUGAGGCCAGAAUAGCCAAGUUUUUGGGAACUUCAGAUUCAAUUCUCUAUUCAUAUGGACUUUCCACUAUGUUCAGCACAAUUCCAUGUUUUUGCAAAAAGGGAGACAUAAUUGUUGUGGAUGAGGGAGUCCAUUGGGGAAUACAGAAUGGCCUUUAUCUUUCCAGAAGCACCAUUGUGUAUUUCAAGCACAAUGACAUGGAAUCUCUGCAAAAUACUUUGGAGAAAAUCACUGCUGGGAAUAAGCGAGCCAAGGAAUUGCGACGCUACAUUGUAGUUGAAGCUGUGUACCAGAAUUCUGGACAAAUAGCCCCUUUAAACGAGAUCAUCAGAUUGAAGGAGAAAUAUCUCUUCCGUGUUUUGUUGGACGAAAGCAACUCAUUUGGUGUUCUUGGCAGGUUUGGAAGAGGUCUUACUGAAUACCAUGGGGUGCCGAUUGAGAAGGUAGAUAUUGUUACUGCAGCUAUGGGCCAUGCAUUAGCCACUGAAGGAGGAUUCUGCACUGGUAGUUCCAGAGUCAUUGAUCAUCAACGGCUUAGCAGUUCUGGAUAUGUGUUUUCUGCUUCUUUGCCACCAUAUCUUGCAAGUGCUGCAAUUACUGCUAUCACUGUUCUGGAAGAUAAUCCUGCUUUAAUAACAAAGUUGAAAGAAAACAUUUCUGUCUUGUGGAAAGGAUUGUCCAACAUACAGGGUCUCUCUAUAGCCAGCAAUCCAGAAUCACCUAUUGUUUUUCUCAAACUAGAAAUGUCCACAGGUUCCAUGAAAGAUGACCUUCAACUACUCGAAGCUAUCGCUGAUCGGGCAUUGAAGGAAGACUCUGUAUUUUUUGUAACCUCAAAGAGAUCAACCAUUGAUAAAUGUCGUUUGCCUGUGGGGAUCAGAUUGUUCGUAUCUGCUGCCCAUUCAGAUUCUGAUCUGCUCAAGGCAAGUGAAUCCUUGAAGAGGGUUUCAGCAUCAGUGCUGACGAAUCAAUAAUCGAAUGUUGUGCAUCUGGUUGAUCUCGUUUCUUGCCUCUGAGCUGCAUUAGAUUUUGCUCGUGGCACUCAUCCAUCAUAUCCUCUUCAGAUCCAAGUCAAGGAAGAAUUUUUGUGUGAGAAGCCAGUGGAUGUUGAUAGUUUAUGAAAUUCUCUUGGGAUUAUUUGAGUUUCAACAGAUCAGCAUAUUUAAUUUUGUUUUCAGUCAUAGAAUUGAUUCCAUCACUGAGGUUGACAACAAGCAGUUGAUUAGAACAUUUAUCAGAUUGUAUUGAUUGGUCCAAGCAAGGUUUAUAGAAUAUUUGUGACAUGUACUCCACUUUUGGUUCCAUAGUUUUUUUCAAGCUAUUUAAAGAGAGAACAUCUCUGGUGUUGCCACUGUUUA
Messenger RNA from Populus nigra (black poplar), 2174 nucleotides. Its product is annotated as long chain base biosynthesis protein 1-like. Gene Ontology annotation, biological process: ceramide biosynthetic process; sphingosine biosynthetic process. The transcript is spliced from 13 exons. NCBI's taxonomy places the organism in Eukaryota, Viridiplantae, Streptophyta, Magnoliopsida, Malpighiales, Salicaceae. Gene Ontology annotation, cellular component: endoplasmic reticulum. The record is from RefSeq and is a predicted model, not a curated record. Gene Ontology annotation, molecular function: pyridoxal phosphate binding; serine C-palmitoyltransferase activity. The coding region runs from base 333 to 1790 and encodes 485 amino acids.